This is a messenger RNA of Salvelinus fontinalis (brook trout), 2449 nucleotides long. Its product is annotated as galectin-3-like. The transcript is spliced from 5 exons. Gene Ontology annotation, molecular function: carbohydrate binding; IgE binding; laminin binding. The record is from RefSeq and is a predicted model, not a curated record. Gene Ontology annotation, cellular component: nucleus; immunological synapse. Lineage: Eukaryota; Metazoa; Chordata; Actinopteri; Salmoniformes; Salmonidae. Gene Ontology annotation, biological process: positive chemotaxis; macrophage chemotaxis; eosinophil chemotaxis. Bases 782 to 1933 code for a protein of 383 amino acids.
ACGUUAUGGCUUGAAUGUCCCGUUCUGAAUGACAAAGAAAUACACAAAGCAAAUAUGUUAGACUGAAAUGUUGCUUCUUAUAGUAGCUGCUGAGAAAAGGUAAUCAGCUUAUUUGGGCAUGACUGCAGUUACGGUUUGGAGGCCUAUUAUGGGAUGGGAGCCUAUCUUAUACUACGCAUCCAUAUCAUAAUUGCGGUCAUGUUAUAGUCUAUAAGACAAUGCACAGCAAAUGCAAGACUAGUCUGAGGGCAGGUAAUCAGGUUAUGAUGUAAUUGGUGAGUAGCUAUCUGUGGAAUCUGACGUGCCAGGAGGAGAGGACAGUCACUUGUGUGACUGUGGCAGAAUUAUUACAGACAACAGAUUCACAGUUCCAUACCACAUUCCUUACAAAGGGCUUUAAUUAUGCAUUAGAUGCCAUAUUAUGUCAAUUUCCUCCAAGUAUUACAAUGGUCUUUACUCCAGUGUUACAAUGGUCUUUAGGGUGGCCUUCUACCUUCAUACUCUGUCUAUGAGUAGGGACUUGGUCUACAAUAAUACAGAGAUGUUGUGAGCCAAUUUGUAUUGACUAAGAAAUGUUUCCAACCUCCUGCUAAUUUGUUCUGAGCUGUCAGUUGGUACUUUAGAGAGAGGGGGAUGUGACUGUCCCUCUCUAAUGUCCCUUAGGAUAAGCUGGUAUAAUCAGGGAUGAAACUGGGGGGGAAACAAUUAACUUGAACUGAAUGCCCGAUGAUCUGACAGUGGUGAUUUGCUAGAGGGAUUUUUUGUUUGCUGUUAGGGGACCAUGGCUGCAACACUGCUUCCGUUUCUGAUGAAGAUAAAAAAUCGUAGUGAUGCUGUUCUCUCUUUACUUACAGAUACUAUGGAAGGAAGCAAUGGUAUCUGGCCCAGUCAGAAGCAACCAGGGGGUCUUGUCUGGUCGACACAGCCUGGACAACAGCCCACCCAACCCCAGGCCAUGCCCUGCUUUCCUGGGCAGCCCAGCACCCCCUGCUGGCCUGGUCCACAACCAUCCCAACCAGCCCCAGCUCCGGCUCAACCUCAGCCAAUGCCCUGUUUUCCUGGGCAGCCCAACACCCCCUGCUGGCCUGGGCAACAGCCAUCCCAACCAGCCCCAGCUCCAACCCAAAACUGGAACUGGCCUGGUCCGCAACCAUCCCAACCAGCCCCAGCUCCAUCCCUAAACUGGCCUGGUCCCCAACCACAACCAACCCAACCAGGCCCAGCUCCAUCCCUAAACUGGCCUGGUCCCCAACCACAACCACCCCAACCAGCCCCAGCCCAUCCCUGCCAGCCAUGCUGGCCUGGACCCCAUCCCCAGCCUCCCCAAUUCCAGCCUCAGCCUGCUCUGAUCCAAGCCCAGGCCCAGGGCCCCAGUCAGCCUAGUGUCCCAGGGUGGCCAGUCCCAGGCCUUAGCCCAAGCGUUAACCCAGGGUCUGGAUGGCCAUUAGGCCCUGGUCAGGACACAGAUGGCUUCACACCUGCUCCACAGUGGAAUCCGACACCAGCUGGACUGAGCGUUCCCUACAACCAGAACCUACAAAGAGGCAUCUACGACAAGAUGAUGAUCACCAUCAUGGGCCGGGUCAAACCAAAUGCUAAGCAGUUCACAGUCAACUUCCUGCGAGGUAAAGACAUCGCCUUCCACCUCAACUCUCGGUUCAAUGAGGGGGGCAAGCAGGCAGUGGUGAGGAACACCAAGGUGGGAGAGCACUGGGGGAAGGAGGAGAGGCACACACAGGGAGGCUUCCCCUUCAUGGCCGGACAGUCCUUCGAGAUGAAGAUUCUGGUUACGUCUGGGGAGUUCAAGGUGGCUGUGAACGAAGCUCAGCUGUUUGAGUUUAAACACCGCGUCAGAGAACUCAACCAGAUCGAUCGCAUCAACAUCCUCUAUGAUGUCAUCCUCAUCUCCAUCAACGUAGACACAAUACCAUGACACCCACACCCAUGACAUCAAUAUACAGUAUAUAACACCCAGCAUAGGCUACAUGCAUAACAUGGCAUCAAUCUGCAUUUGUCUUUGCACCUGUUUUAUGAUGAUGAUAACGAGCUGUACACUUAAACCACAUUAAUUCCCACUAACAAACACUCCGUCUGCAAACGUGUGUAAUGUUAAAGGCCUAAGAAUUCAACAAUGCCAUUUAAUUUUAAUUCUUAUUUCAUAUAACAAUUUUCUGUUGAAUGUCUAUAUAAAUAAACAUACUUUAUGACUUUGAACUGACUAAAUAUAUCAGUAGUUACAGAAGGUCUCUAUAUGAGAGGAUUCAGCAUCCUCAGCUGAUUCAGCGUUUUCAGAAUCUAACCAGGUUAACUUCUGCCACUCUAAAUAAGAAAAAACUGUUGUUUGAGUGUGGCGCUCACAACGCCAGGGUUGUGGGUUCGAUUCCCACGGGGGACCAGUAUGAAAAUGUAUGCGCUCACUACUGUAAGUCGCUCUGGAUAAGAGCGCCUG